GUGACGUCAUCAAGAGGCGACUUGUGUUUAGCAAACGAAAAAGAAGAGGGAACGACAAGGGGGAUAGCUAUAUUUUUCAUGUUACUUUGAAACAAAAUGAACAGCCGCCUGCAGGAAAUAAGAGAAAGACAGAAGCUCCGACGGGAGCUUUUAGCACAGCAGCUGGGAGCUGAAAGCGCAGAUAGCAUCGGUGCUGUGCUGAACAGCAAAGACGAACAGAAGGAAAUCGAGGAGACCAGAGAAACGUGCAGGGCCUCGUUCGACGCGUCAGCGCCAGGCGCUAAACGCAAGUGUCAAGCCGAGGGCGAGGACCCGGAGGAAGAUGUGGAGGAUCAGAAGGAUGAGGUUGAGCAACAGCAGGCUGAGGACAGUGGCCCGUAUGAAGUGGUCUACAAAGAUUCCAGCACAUUUUUGAAGGGAACUCAGAGUUUGAAUCCGCACAAUGACUACUGCCAGCACUUCGUGGAUACUGGCCACAGGCCACAGAACUUCAUUCGUGACGUAGGUCUUGCAGAUAGAUUUGAGGAGUACCCCAAACUCAGAGAGCUAAUCAGGUUGAAGGAUGAAUUGAUUGCAGCGACAAACACUCCUCCCAUGUAUCUGCAGGCGGACCCUGAAAGCUUUGACCUGAGAGAGCUCAAGUGCAAGUUCGAUGUGAUCCUCCUGGAGCCGCCCCUGGAGGAGUACUACAGGGAGUCCGGCAUUAUCGCCAACGAGAAGUUCUGGACCUGGGACGACAUCAUGAAGCUGGAGAUCGAGGAGAUUUCGGCUCUGCGGUCCUUUGUGUUCCUGUGGUGUGGAUCUGGAGAGGGGCUGGACCUCGGCAGGAUGUGCCUGAGGAAGUGGGGCUUCCGGCGGUGCGAGGACAUCUGCUGGAUCAAAACCAACAAGAACAACCCGGGAAAGACCAAGACGCUCGACCCCAAGGCCGUCUUCCAGCGCACCAAGGAGCACUGCCUGAUGGGAAUCAAAGGCACGGUGCGUCGCAGCACGGACGGCGACUUCAUCCACGCCAACAUGGACAUCGACCUGAUCAUCACGGACGAGCCGGAGAUCGGCAACAUCGAGAAGCCCGUGGAGAUCUUCCACAUCAUCGAGCACUUCUGCCUCGGGCGCCGACGGCUGCACCUGUUCGGCCGGGACAGCACCAUCCGGCCAGGCUGGCUGACGGUCGGCCCCACCCUGACCAACAGUAACUUCAACGCCGAGGCGUACUCCUCCCACUUCAACCCCCCCAACUCGCACCUGUCCGGCUGCACCGAGGAGAUCGAGCGGCUGCGCCCCAAGUCCCCGCCCCCCAAGACCAAGGCCGACUGGGGCGGGGGCGCGGCCCGGGGGGGCAGGGGCGGGCCCUCGGCCGGGCGCGGGGACAGGGGCCGCGAACGCAACCGGCCCAGUUUCCGCGGCGACAGGGGCGGGUUCCGGGGCCGGGGGGGCCCGCACCGGGGGUUCCCCCCUCGCUAGAGAGAAGGUUCCGGAAAAAACGCGCCCCUGCUGAUGGGGGGGCGAGGGGGGGCGCAGAGGCGUGACAGGAACUAGUGCUCAUGACAGGAGUCAUCGUUGGGUUGUUUAGCCAAACUGCCAGACUGUGGAUGGACCGUACAUUUUCCAGUGGUUUGUGAAAUUGGAAACGGAGGAAAUCCAGAAAUGUUUUUUUUUUUUGUUUUUUUUUUUUUUUUUUUUUUAUUUUUUUUUUUAUUUUUAUUUGCACUGCUAAACUUUUUUUAUCAUGUUAUCUGGUGAACAUGCACUGUGUCCUUUGAACAUUAAGUGAACAAAAACAAAAACAGAAACCUGAUUAAAAAAGCUAAAGGAA
Anguilla rostrata (American eel) is the source of this 1816-nucleotide messenger RNA. It is a transcript of the gene mettl14, whose product is annotated as methyltransferase 14, N6-adenosine-methyltransferase non-catalytic subunit. Gene Ontology annotation, molecular function: mRNA binding. NCBI's taxonomy places the organism in Eukaryota, Metazoa, Chordata, Actinopteri, Anguilliformes, Anguillidae. The transcript is spliced from 11 exons. Gene Ontology annotation, cellular component: RNA N6-methyladenosine methyltransferase complex; nucleus. The record is from RefSeq and is a predicted model, not a curated record. The coding region runs from base 97 to 1464 and encodes 455 amino acids.